AUCGGAGGAAGGUAUUUUGAUGUUUUGGUUAGAAAAAAUUUCUUUGACAAGUUUGAAGAUUAUUACUAUAAGAUGCAUGAUUUAAUACAUGAAUUAGCACAAUCUGUUUCCAUACAUGAAUGCUUAAGAGUUGAGGAUAGUACAAAGUUGCCUUCUCCAAUUCCUAAGACUCUUCGAUACUUGUCUGUUAAAACUACAAAUCCAGGCAUCAUAAAAGCGAUUGGGAAGUUUAAAUAUUUGCAUUCUCUUUCCUUGUUCUAUCUACCUUCUUAUCAGGAUAUCUAUGCACUUAGUAAAAUAUUCAAAGCAUUGAGAAGCCUACGCUUGUUAGAGAUAUUUGCGCCAUUAACCUUGGAGCUGAUACCUGAGGAGAUUGAAAAUUUGAUACAUCUUCGAUACUUAAAGAUUGAUAGUUUUUAUUUGACUAUGCUGCCAAAAUCUCUAAGUAAUCUCUAUCACUUGCAAUACAUAAUCUAUGAUGGGCUAGAGAAAGGUGCUGAUUUUUUUCCAAGUGACAUUAAUAACCUUUCUAACUUGCAUUACGUGAAAUUGCCCAAGAAUUGUAUUUCAUCGAUAGGUGGGAUUGGGAAGCUAAAGUUUCUUCAAGAAUUGAAAAUGUUUGAUCUUGGAGAUGCGAGUGGUUAUAGAAUUGGGGAGCUAGAGAACAUGAAUGAUCUUUGCAAAUUAGGAAUCAAUUGCCUUGAAAAUAUUAAGGAUGCCGAGGAGGCUUGUAGUGCCAAAUUAUGUGCCAAGAGGAGGCUCGCAGAUUUGAUUUUAUGUUGGAGUAACACUGAUUUGAGGAACAUCAAUUUCAAUGAGAACGUGCUCGACAAUCUUCAGCCACCAAAAUGUCUAAGGAAUCUGAGCAUAAAGAGAUACAUGGGUGCAAGAUCUGCAAUGUGGAUGAACAAUGUCAAUCCGAUCUUCAAUCUAGAGAAAAUCGAAUUGACAGAAUGCUUGGAGUGUGAAACUCUUCCACCUUUUGGGCAACUUCUCUUCCUCAAGUCUCUCAAACUUGAUAACAUGCCAAAAGUAAAAUGGCUCGUAAGUAAAUUUAAUGGGAAUGAUAAAUACCGUACCUUUCCAGUGCUAGAGAAGUUAUAUAUUGAGAAAUUAGAAGAAUUAGAGGAUUGGUUUGAGGCAGGAGUAGCUGCUGAAGAUGGAUGUUUGUUUCCUUGCUUAAUUGAACUGGAGCUAUAUCACUGCCCGAAGUUGAAAGAGUUGCCCUCUUUGCCUGCUAAGCUCAAGACCUUGAAGAUAUAUGACAAUAUGGAGUGGACGACUUUGAAUUUUUGUAGCAAUUCAAAUCCUAUUCCCCUUGAAUCAUUAACGGUCUGUGAAUGUCCAAACAUUACAUCUCUUCCUCUGGCUGAU
Molecule: messenger RNA, 1374 nt
Organism: Dendrobium catenatum
Lineage: Eukaryota; Viridiplantae; Streptophyta; Magnoliopsida; Asparagales; Orchidaceae
Product: putative disease resistance protein At3g14460
Exons: 1
Source: RefSeq, a predicted model, not a curated record